AUGGUGGGAGCUUCUUUCAAGCGUAGAGAUGAACUUCGUGAAGCUCAAGCAGAUGAAAUUGAAGAGGCAUUACGUAAAGGUGAGCUUGAAAGUGGUAAGGGUUUGAAUCAAGAAUUAGGUCUUGCUAGAGCGGGUGAUACUCGAUGGGGAUCUCACUACAAAUCCUUUAACAAUUUUAUUCUUAUGUUUGGUCCUAUCAUUGAUGUUCUUGAUGCUAUUGCUGUUAAUGCCCGUUUUGAAGAAAAGUGUAGGGCAAAGGGAUAUCUUAGAACAUGUUUAGCAUUUGAGGUUGUCUUCAUGUUGCAUUUCAUGCGCAAUGUUUUAGCAAUCACAAAUGAUCUAAAUGCAGCUUAUCAAAAGAAAGAGCAAGACAUUGCAAAUGCCAUGUUACUUGUUGGAGUGGCAAAGGAUCGAUUGCAGCGACUAAGAGAUAAAGGUUGGAAUUCACUUAUUGAUGAGGUAUCUGAAUUUUGUAUCAAAUAUGAUAUUUCGAUACCCAAAUUUGAUGAGUUUUAUGUUAUCUCUGGAAGAUCACGUCGGAGAGUUGCUGAGUAUACUGUUUUACAUCACUACCAAGUUUAUGUAUUUUAUCAAAUUAUUGAUUGGCAACGACAAGAACUCAAUAAUCGCUUUGAUGAGGUGACAACCGAUUUGCUUCUUGGAGUUUCUUGCUUGAACCCAAUUGACUCUUUUUCUCAUUUUGACAAUGAGUUUCAUCCUGAUGAUUUUGACAAAUACUCUAUGGUUGACCUUCGUUUUCAGCUUGAGAAUUACAUUGUUGAUGUUCGGGAUCAUGAUAAAAGGUUUUCCAAUCUUAAGGGGCUUUGUAAUCUUUCCAAGAUACUCGUAGAGACGAAGAAGCAUGGAACUUAUCCUCUUGUGUUUCGGCUUGUGAAAUUUGCUUUACUUUUGCCAGUUGCUACUGCUACUGUUGAGAGAGUUUUCUCGGCGAUGAAGUUGAUUAAGACAGAUUUAAGGAACUGA
This is a messenger RNA of Lycium ferocissimum, 984 nucleotides long. RefSeq lists its product as uncharacterized. The transcript has a single exon. Bases 1 to 984 code for a protein of 327 amino acids. NCBI's taxonomy places the organism in Eukaryota, Viridiplantae, Streptophyta, Magnoliopsida, Solanales, Solanaceae. Gene Ontology annotation, molecular function: protein dimerization activity. The record is from RefSeq and is a predicted model, not a curated record.